This is a messenger RNA of Penicillium concentricum, 501 nucleotides long. RefSeq lists its product as uncharacterized. Bases 1 to 501 code for a protein of 166 amino acids. Lineage: Eukaryota; Fungi; Ascomycota; Eurotiomycetes; Eurotiales; Aspergillaceae. The record is from RefSeq and is a predicted model, not a curated record. The transcript has a single exon.
AUGAGUUCAUUUUUUGUUACACCGGUCACUGUGCUCACAGAGGAUGUAGAGACGGAUGUAAUGAUAAUGAUAGGAAGGGUGGUGGAUUCCGAUGACCCACUGCUUCCAGGAGGAGUUGUAGAGGUAGAGCCUCCAGAGGUAGAGGAGGAAGAUGACCAACUAGUUGGAGACCCAUAUGUAGAGGAUCCAUAUGUAGAGGAUCCAGAUGCAGAGGAUCCAGCCGCAGAGGAUCCAGCCGCAGAGGAUCCAGCCGUAGAGGAUCCAGCCGUAGAUGAUGUCGAUGUCGUUGAACCCAAUUUAGGUGUUCCGGAGAUAGAUGUACUAGAGCUAGAGCCUAUUGACGAUGAUAUUCCCGCAGAAAUCCCAGGGGGCGCUUUAGACCCGGGGGUACCAGAAGGUGUAGUGGUAUGUCUUCCAGUGCCAGUUACGGGGGUCGAUAUCGCCGGCUUAGAGGAAGCCACCGGCUUGGAGGAAGAGCGAGGAACAUUUGUUAAACUGUAA